AUGGCGUUUGUGGGGACAUCUCCUUCUUUUGGGACUCGACAUCGCGUCUCUUUGAAUAUGAAUGUUUCACCAGUUUGGAAAUCUGAACUGUCAGAGAGUCCCGCAUCUUUGUCCCGUGUAUUGCGUCUCCAUCAGCUAGGUUCAAUGCGUGACCGUAGCAGUGGGUGUAGAAGGCCCGCGGUUCCUUCUUCAUUGGAGUUUGCGGACCCGAGCGUGAUACGGGGCUUGGUGACACAGGGACGAAACGGCUGCUGUGCCCAGUGGGUAUCCGAGUACACGGUCUCGGUAAGCCCGGACUGCCAGACAUGGACGCCCGUUGACUCUGGACAGAAGUUCACUGGAAAUAACGAUCAAGAUUCCAAGGUGUCAAACAUGUUGGAUUGCCCGAUAACAGCAAAAUGCAUAAGGGUGUACCCUACAAAAUGGAACGGCAAGAUCGCAAUGCGAUUAGACGUUCUCGGAUGCCCUAUUCGCCAAACCCCAGUGCCAUCGACAACCACCAGCACAACCACAACCACAACACCUGCAACUACUGCAACAUCGUCAACCACGACUGUAACAACACCGACUAUGUCAACCACGACUUCAACAACACGGACGCCCACUACGACUGUAACAACAACAACACCAAUCACGAGUGCAACAACAACAGCAGCAACAACAACACCAACGACGACUGCAAAAACAACGACUUCAACCACACCUGCAACAACACCAACGACGACUGCAAAAACAACGACUUCAACCACACCUGCAACAACACCAACGACGUCAACCACGACUGCAACAACGACUUCUGCGACACAAGCGACGACUACUUUACCCAGUUCUUCUGCAAGCACAACAACACCACCUCUUACUACAUCAUCUACACAAUUGUCAACGACAACUGGAGGAGCAUGUGCCGAUCACGGAGGUAUUGACUGCAAGAUGAUGAACGUCUACUUGUCAAUCUGCACUAGAACAGUACCUGCGACCGCUUAUUGCCAGAGCUUUUGUGGACUGUGUGGACCUUCUACAACAACAACCAACCCAACUUCAAAAAUCUCCACAACAUCUCAAGCAGUGGCAACAACAACCUCUAUGGCAUCCACUGUGUCUAACACAACACCGAGUACAACAACAUCUGUAUCAACAAAUGCGCCGAAAAAUUGUACUGAUAAACCAGGAGUCGACUGCCAUGUUCUUGAUUCGUCAUUGAGCAUAUGCGCUCAUCCAAGCACAGCUCAGAUGUACUGCCCCAAGUACUGUCAAAUGUGUGGCCCAACUACACUGGCAUUGUCCACUGCAACUUCAUCAACACAGUCUCAAACUGCAUCGCCUUCAACAACUACGCCAUCAGUCACUUCUACGUUCUCGACACGGCCAUCUUCAACUCCAACGACUACAUUAAGUUCAACAACAGGUGCUCAAUCCACGGGGUCAUCAUCGACAACUACCAAAACAACGCUUCAGUUUUCAUCUACUUCUACACCUGCUUGCCAUGAUAAGCCUGGAGUGGAUUGCAAACUCAUGGAUAUUUCUCUUGGAAUCUCGCUUCAAACGUCAACAAUAUCAAAAGCAACAACAACAUUUAUCCAAACAAACAGCACAACACCAAAAUCGGUUCAAACAACAACACCACCACCAAGCACAGCUUCAACAACACCACCACCAAGCACAACAUCAACAACUUUAAGUACCACAAAACCAAAUUUUUCAACAACCACUGCAAUACAACCUAAAAGUACACAGUCAUCACAAUCUUCUGCAAGUAGAACACAACCACAAAGCACGCAGCCAUCGCAAUCUACUGCAAGUAGCACAAAACCUCAAAGCACACAGUCAUCGCCAUCUUCUGUAAGUAGCACACAACCGCAAAGCACACAGUCAUCGCCAUCUUCUGUAAGUAGCACACAACCGCAAAGCACGCAGCCAUCGCAAUCUCCUGCGAGCAGCACACAACCGCAAAGCACGCAGCCAUCGCAAUCGUCUGCAAGUAGCACAACACUUCAAAGCACGCAGUCAUCGCCAUCUUCUGCAAGUAGCACACAACUGCAAAGCACGCAGUCAUCGCAAUCUCCUGCGAGCAGCACACAACCACAAAGCACGCAGCCAUCGCAAUCUCCUGCGAGCAGCACACAACCACAAAGCACGCAGCCAUCGCAAUCGUCUGCAAGUAGCACAAAACUUCAAAGCAUGCAGUCAUCGCCAUCUUCUGCAAGUAGCACACAACUGCAAAGCACGCAGCCAUCGCAAUCUCCUGCGAGCAGCACACAACCACAAAGCACGCAGCCAUCGCAAUCUCCUGCGAGCAGCACACAACCACAAAGCACGCAGCCAUCGCAAUCGUCUGCAAGUAGCACAAAACUUCAAAGCAUGCAGUCAUCGCCAUCUUCUGCAAGUAGCACACAACUGCAAAGCACGCAGCCAUCGCAAUCUCCUGCGAGCAGCACACAACCGCAAAGCACGCAGCCAUCGCAGUCGUCUGCAAGUACCACACAACCGCAAAGCACGCAGUCAUCUCCAUCUCCUUCAAGUAGCGUACAACUUCAAAGCACACAAUCAUCGCAACCCUCAGCAAGCAGCACACAAUCUCAGAGCACACAGUCAUCGCAACCCUCGGCAAGCAGCACGCAAUCAUCGCAACCCUCAGCAAGCAGCACACAAUCAUCGCAGCUAACAGCAAGCAGCACACAGUCAUCGCAACCCUCAACAAGCAACACACAAUCAUCACAACACUCAGCAAGCAGCACACAGUCAUCCCAACCCUUAGCAAGCAGCACACAAUCAUCGCAACCUUCAGCAAGCAGCACACAAUCAUCUCAACCACCAGCAAGCAGCACACAAUCAUCGCAACCCUUAGCAAGCAACACACAAUCAUCGCAACCCUCAGCAAGCAGCACACAGUCAUCGCAACCAUCAGCAAGCAGCACACAAUCCUCUCAACCACCAGCAAGCAGCACACAACCAUCGCAACCCUCAGCAAGCAACACACAAUCUCAGAAUACACAAUCAUCGCAACCAACAGCAAGCAGCACACAAUCAUCGCAACCCUCAGCAAGCAGCACACAAUCAUCGCAACCCCCAACAAGCAGCACACCAGCUCAGAGUACACAGUCAUCGCAGCCCUCAGCAAGCAGCACACAAUCAUCUCAAACAUCAACAAGCAGCACACAAUCAUCGCAGCCCUCAAAAAGCAGCACACAAUCUUCGCAACCCUCAGCAAGCAGGACACAAUCAUCUCAAACAUCAGCAAGCAGCACACAAUCAUCACAACCCUCAGCAAGCAGCACACAAUCAUCUCAAACAUCAGCAAGCAGCACACAAUCAUCGCAACCCUUAGCAAGCAACACACAAUCAUCGCAACCAACAGCAAGCAGCACACAGUCAUCGCAACCCUCAGCAAGCAACACACAAUCAUCGCAACCAAAGGCAAGCAGCACACAGUCCUCUCAAUCGUCAGCAAGCAGCACACAAUCAUCGCAACCCUCAGCAAGCAGAACACACUCACAGAGCACACAGUCAUCGCAACCAACGGCAAGCAGCACACAGUCAUCGCAACCCUCAUCAAGUAGCACACAUUCAUCGCAACCCUCCGCAAGCAGCACACAAUCUCAGAGCACACAGUCAUCGCAACCCACAGCAAGCAGCACACAAUCUCUGAAUACACAGUCAUCGCAACCCGCAGUAAGCAGCACGCAGUCUCAGAGUACACAGUCAUCGCAAUCCACAGCAAGCAGCACGCAUUCUCAGAGCACACAGUCAUCGCAACCCACAGCAAGCAGCACACAAUCUCUGAAUACACAAUCAUCACAAACUUCAGCAAGCAGCACGCAAUCAUCGCAACCCACAACAAGCAGCACGCAAUCAUCGCAAACCACAGUAAGCAGCACGCAGUCUCAGAGUACACAGUCAUCGCAACCCACAGCAAGCAGCACACAAUCUCAGAGCAAGCAAUCAUCGCAACCCACAGCAAUCAGCACACAAUCUCAGAGCACGCAAUCAUCGCAACCCACAGCAAGCAGCACACAAUCUCAGAGCACACAGUCAUUGCAACCCACAGCAAGCAGCACACACUCUCUGAAUACACAAUCAUCACAAACUUCAGCAAGCAGCACGCAAUCAUCGCAACCCACAACAAGCAGCACACAAUCAUCGCAACCCACAGUAAGCAGCACACAGUCUCAGAGUACACAGUCAUCGCAACCCACAGCAAGCAGCACACAAUCUCAGAGCACACAGUCAUUGCAACCCACAGCAAGCAGCACACAAUCUCUGAAUACACAAUCAUCGCAAACCUCAGCAAGCAGCACGCAAUCAUCGCAACCCACAACAAGCAGCACGCAAUCAUCGCCACCAACAGCAAGCAGCACACAAUCUCUGAAUACACAAUCAUCGCAAACCUCAGCAAGCAGCACGCAAUCAUCGCAACCCACAACAAGUAGCACACAGUCAUCAUCACCAACAGCAAGCAGCACACAGUCGUCUCAACCCUCAGCAAGCACCACACAAUCAUCGCAACCCUCAGCAAGCAGCACACAAUCUCAGAGCACACAGUCAUCGCAACCCUUAGCAAGCAGCUCACAAUCUCAGAAUACACAGUCAUCGCAAACGACAGUUAGCAGCACGCAGUCUCAGAGAACACAGUCAUCGCAACACACAGCAAGCAACACACAAUCUCAGAGCACGCAAUCAUCGCAAACCUCAACAAGCAAUACACAAUCUCAGAGCACGCAAUCAUCGCAACCCUCAGCAAGUAUCACACAAUCUCAGAGCACGCAAUCAUCGCAACCCUCAGCAAGCAGCACACAAUCAUCGCAACCCUCAGCAAGUAGCACACAAUCUCAGAAUACACAGUCAUCGCAACCCUCAGCAAGCAGCACACAAACAUCGCAACCAACAGCAAGUAGCACACAAUACCAGAGCACACAAUCAUCUCAACCCUCAGCAAGCAGCACACACUCUAAGAAUACACAGUCGUCGCAACCCUCAGCAAGCAGCACACAACCAUCGCAACCAACAGCCAGCAACACACAAUUCCAGAGCACACAAUCAUCGCAACCCACAGCAAGCAGCACACAAUCAUCACAACCAACACCAAGCAGCACAAAAUCAUCGCAGCCCUCAGCACGCAGCACACAGUCAUCACAACCAACUGGUUCUGGUAGUUCACUGUCGACUAGUCUCCCAACAACUCAAACAUUGUCAACAUCUCAGAUGAUAAGUUCAGUGGGCUCAACAACAGGGUUAGGGAAUUUGACAACCUUAGGUAAUACUACAGUUGCUCAAACGAUGAUAUCUGGGCAGACACAAAACCCCGCAGUUAGACUUACAACAACUUUACAAUCACCUCAACAGACUUCGCAGACAAUUACGGGACAAUCCACCAUUUCGAAUGUGUCAACAGCAAGCUCGGGACAACCUAUAACAACAACGGCAUCAUCCAUAGUCACAACACAUGACCCGUGUAAUGACACUCUGGAUUGUAAGCUAUUGGACACAUACUGGCAUAUUUGUGGAACAAUGGCUUCUGCCAAAGGUUGUCUCACGCAUUGCGGAUACUGUGCUUCUGGUGCGCCCAUAACACCGUGUAAUGACAAACCUAAUGUGGACUGUGCUGUAUUUGACAGCUUGUUGGGCAUUUGUAAAGACAAAACCACAGCUACAGCGGCAGGGUGUAUAAAGUUCUGUGGUUUUUGUCCAUAA
Mya arenaria is the source of this 5688-nucleotide messenger RNA. Its product is annotated as mucin-22-like. Bases 1 to 5688 code for a protein of 1895 amino acids. The record is from RefSeq and is a predicted model, not a curated record. The transcript is spliced from 6 exons. NCBI's taxonomy places the organism in Eukaryota, Metazoa, Mollusca, Bivalvia, Myida, Myidae.